Vicia faba (fava bean) is the source of this 465-nucleotide messenger RNA. The record is from the annotation of a GenBank genome assembly. Lineage: Eukaryota; Viridiplantae; Streptophyta; Magnoliopsida; Fabales; Fabaceae.
AUGAAGAUUGCAAGGACGCCGGAUUUCAAAGGCUUACCAAGAACAUUGAUGAUGGCGGUACAAAGAAAAAUGAUGUUGAAUGAAGGUAUUGAUGCAGAUUGUUGCAGAGAGAAUGCAUAUGUUUCAUAUUGGAGAUGUGAUUUCACCUUGCUACGGUUCAGAGAGAGAGAGAGAGUCGAUGAAGAUAGAUCCAAGAGUCUUAAAGAUAUAGCGAUGAUGAAGUUACAGCAGGACUGUUUUGGAAUUGAUAAUAACUGUUUCUCUUUGUUGUGUAAAUGUUCAGGAUUGCUUUGGAUUGAAACAAAAGGCAUAGAUCAUGGAAAAUUACAAUACGCCGGUUUGGUCAUGAAGAAGGUAAUGAAGAUGGAAGCAACAAGGUUGCAUUUCAAACACGACAAGGCCACACAAAAAGCGAUGAUGAGAAUCAAUAUAUGCACCUUUAAUUGUAUUUCUCGUUUUUUGUAG